Molecule: messenger RNA, 2626 nt
Organism: Anguilla anguilla (European eel)
Lineage: Eukaryota; Metazoa; Chordata; Actinopteri; Anguilliformes; Anguillidae
Gene: phldb3
Product: pleckstrin homology-like domain, family B, member 3
Exons: 15
Coding region: 425-2278 (617 amino acids)
Source: RefSeq, a predicted model, not a curated record
CCUCACGCAUGAAUUCCAUUUCACCUGUUAACGCGAUACAUUCAACCGUGACCUGUCAUUUUGGUGGAGGUGAUCAGGAAGGAUUGUUUCAAGUUGAAAAAGAAAGUGGGCAAAGAUACCGGAACAGAUACGCUGAGUGGCUUAAAAUACCACAAAGGGACCUCUAGGAAGAACUAUUCGAAUUGUUUUCUUUCGUCAGAAAAUCCCGAAGCGAUAGAUAUCAAGCAUACAGACACAUUUUCUUCGCAGCGAGAAGCCAUGUAAUCGUGUAGGCUAUAUUUACCAUUUUCUUUUUUUUUAGUAGCCUAAUUAGGUUUGUUUUAAAACAAAGUUCUAGAGACACGGAUACUAGAGUUUUUGAUUUCUCAGGUCUCACAGAAACUCGAGGAUUGGAUUUGGCGGACAGCAAAAGCUCCAGUCAGGUAUGCCCCAGCACAAUAUGGACACAGGCAGGAGCCAAUGGGAGAGGAGCAGGCGCCUGCCUUGGAUUGACAGGGUCGUAGGGGGCCCAAGCCCCUCCUCCUCGGGGGCGGAGUCAGACACAGAGAGUAGCAGCACAGAGAGUGAGAGAUCUCACGGCAGACAUUUUGAGGCGGGCUCUGCAAGGGUCCUGACCUCGCCCUCCAUGCUGCGGCGGCGAAUCACCGAAAUCGAUCAGCAGAGGGAGGAGCUAAAGAUUGAACUGCAGCUGGAGGUGGCCCUGUUGCAGGGGGAGCUGCGGAUGGAGAAAGAGCAGCUGUGCAGACACACGCAGACGCUGCACAGUCUGCAGGAGGAGGCCAGACAGAGGGAGAGUUGCAGACUCGCCGAUAUCAGACAGGAGCGGGCCGGCCUGGAGGAGGAGCGCGCGCGCGUGGAGGAGCAGAGGAGGCGCUGCGAGGAGAAGGAGAGGCAGAUCCCCACGCAGCCGGAGAGCCAGCGGGAGCAGCUGCUCGUCCAGCUGCAGCAGGAGAAGGAAGCGCUGGACGCUGCAGUGCGGGCGUUCGAGGAUCGGGAGUUCCAGUUCCUGGAGCGAGAGAGUGGGAUCGAUGGUGGUGGAGAAGAGGAGGACAGCAGAGGGAGCACGGAGAGAGAGAUAUCCCGCCAGCAGCACUCCGUCAACUCUGCGCAGGAGCGAGUCCUUCAGCUGGAGAAGCAGGUGAAGGAGAUGGAGAGAGAGAAGGAAAGAGAGAUGAACGCUCUCCGGCAAGAAAGGAGGGAGCUCCUCCACAGCUCACACAAGAUACUGAAGGAGAAAAAACCGCUCUCUGAUUGGUCGAACAUCACAGGAUCCGUCCCCUGCAUGAUGUCACUGUCCCCACUGACCAUUCACAAAGCAGGACAGGAAUCAACCAAGGAAACGGUCAGCUUGCCCAGAAGGCGGAGGUCACACCCCAGUAAACUAACAGACCGACCCCUGUCCGCACAAGGGCUGGUGAGAAUGUCGCCGGAUGGCCAGUUCCCGGAGGUGCUCCCCCCGCCCCUCCCCCUGUCUGUCCACCAGCACGGCUCCGCCCACAGCAACGGGCACAAACCCGGGCACUGCAACGGGAAGGGGCUGCUCUCGCCCUGCGACAGCACCAACAGCUCCCGAGCUGCGAGCCCCUGUCUGGGCCUGCCCGACCUGCUGGAGAUUGAGAGGAAGCUGAGGGAGGCUAAGGCAGAAAAAGAGAGGCUACUGAGAGACAGGGAGGAGAGGAGGAGGGCAGCAGAGGAGGACAGGAGACGGAGGGAGCAGGAUUCACUGAAAGAGGAGCCGACGGAACCUCCAACUAUGGCUACAGAACUUGAGCCAGAACCUGAAUUAGAACCAGAACCAGAACCAGAACCAGAAGAACUUGAACACAGCCCAGUUCACUGCAGUUCAGAGCCUUUUCUCCCGCUCUCCCUCUCUGCGAACUUUGACCUCCGGGCUCAUGUGGAGUCCCUGGGCCACGGCGUGGCGGGGUGCAUGGGGGUGCGCCUGUCUCCACGGCGAUGCGGGGGCUUCCUGACGAAGCGCGGAGGGCGUGUGAAGACCUGGAGGCGGAGGUGGUUCCUGUUUGAUCUGGACCACCGCAGACUGGCCUACUACACUGAUCACGACGAGAGGAAGUUGAAAGGGGUCAUCUACUUCCAGGCCAUAGAGGAAGUGUACUACGAUCACUUGCGGACGGCCUCCAGCUCUCCCCGCCCCAGCCUGACGUUCUGCGUGAAGACGUACGAGCGUCUCUUCUUCCUGGUGGCCCCGAGCGCCGAGGCCAUGCGGAUCUGGAUGGACGUCAUCGUCACGGCAACGGACGAGCACUGCCGUUACUGAGGUCACGUGGCGCCUGAACCGCCAAAGCCUGUCCGCCUGCCGCCGGCGGGAGGGGGGGACACAGGAAACGCUGCCAUAAUGGAUCCAGUGUUGGGCCGGCUGGUUUCGGGCUACACCUCGUCAGCAGACCCCUCUGUCUCUCAGCACCGCCUUCUCCCAGAGGAGCUGCCUUUAACCUCAUCAGGACUCCUGCAUAGUAGACCCCCUCUCUCUCUCAUACUGCCUUCUCCCAGAGGAGCUGCCUUUAACCUCAUCAGGACAGCAUACCCCCUCUCUCUCUCAGUACCGCCUUCUCCCAGAGGAACUGUGUUUAACAUUGUCAGCACAGCAGACCCCCCUCCCCCCCCC